Leguminivora glycinivorella is the source of this 2423-nucleotide messenger RNA. Its product is annotated as zinc finger protein 436-like. Lineage: Eukaryota; Metazoa; Arthropoda; Insecta; Lepidoptera; Tortricidae. The transcript has 8 exons. The record is from RefSeq and is a predicted model, not a curated record. Gene Ontology annotation, molecular function: RNA polymerase II transcription regulatory region sequence-specific DNA binding; DNA-binding transcription factor activity, RNA polymerase II-specific. Gene Ontology annotation, cellular component: nucleus. The coding region runs from base 73 to 2340 and encodes 755 amino acids. Gene Ontology annotation, biological process: regulation of transcription by RNA polymerase II.
UUGUUUCAUAUUUAUAUUUAAACGAAUUUAUAAAGUCAGUGAAUAGAAUAAGAAUAAUAAAUACUCAGUGCGAUGGAGUCGAUAAACCAGUGUCACUGCUGCCUGCAGCGGCCUCCGGCGAAAGAUUUGAGGACGCCGUACACUCAUCUCGGCAUAACGGAGAUAUACUCGCUCAUGAUCGAAGAAUGUUUUGAAAUUAAACUAAGAUCAUGUGAUAAAGGCAAGGGUGGUAUCUGCACGGUGUGUGUGUGCCGUCUGCGGGAAGCGUGCGUCUUCAAGAUGCAAGUGCAGAGUUGUCAGGACGAGUUGCAGGAGAGGCUAGAUCGGGAGGAAAAACUGACUGUCAAAGAUGAGAAAGCCAUAGACAACAUAGAUGAACUUUCUGACGAUGGCGCGCUCAGUGAGCCUUUAGAAUAUCCUUUAUCUUCAGACGAGGAGCUCCCGGGUCCGCCGUGUAAAGAAGACUCACGGGACAAACAUUUACUUUCAGAUGUAGAAACAGAACCCUAUGAUGACGUGAGAGAUGAGCAGCUUGUCGAAGCAUCAUUGUCUUUGCCCGGGGAUUAUAAAGUAAACACGGCGCCUCUGUCCCCGCGCGCUGUGCAGAAGCUGUCGCUAGGGUGCUUUGUGAAACUGGAGCGUCUCCGCGACUCACCACGGGCGAGCCUGCUGUGCCCCGUGACGUCACACCGCGAGCCUAGUCCCGUGACGUCACACCGCGAGCCUAGUCCCGUGACGUCACACCGCGAGAGCCAGCCGUGCCCCGUGACGUCAGACCGCGAGAGCCAGCCGUGCCCCGUGACGUCACACCGCGAGAGCCAGCCGUGCCCCGUGACGUCAGACCGCGAGAGCCAGCCGUGCCCCGUGACGUCACACCGCGAGAGCCAGCCGUGCCCCGUGACGUCACACCGCGAGCCAAGCCCCGUGACUUCACACUUCUGGAGGCCUAUCACCAGUGAGCAGCUCAAGCCCACUCACACACACAUACAAGCCUACACACACGACCCUGCACACAUCGCAGACGACUCUAGUUUAAUAACAAAUGAUCAUAAGGAUGUCGAUGUGAAGGAUGAACUUGAUGGGCCGUGUGUUAAAUCAUCUUUUGAACGGGAGUCUGACGACGACGGAAUGGAAAUGGAAGAUGAUCAGGUGUUUGAUGUGUGGUCCGAGAUCCCGCCAUCGUCGUCUGUCGCCCACGGGACUCUGCCCUCAGCUAGCUCUUCACCCGUGACGUCACACGACCGAGCUCCAUCUGCCAUGCUGCCUGACGCCACACAACGCAGGCACACACACCACAACACUCGCUCCACGCUCCCUGACGCCACACAACGCAGGCACACACAUCACAACACUCGCUCCACGCUCCCUGACGCCACACAACACACUCACGCAGAUAACCAGCGCACACACACUGACGUAAUCUAUCCAUGCAACAUCUGUCCCCGAAACUUCUCGAACAAAACUCUCCUCAAACGGCAUGAAGCAACUCACAAGCAACAAACAUACAUUUGCGAUACCUGUAAUAUGAAGUUCACUGAUAAAUCAAUUUUGACUAAACACAUUUUUAGCAAACAUAUGAAGAUAUGUCACGUAUGCAAAGUUUGCAACAAAACGUUUAAACAAAUGUGGCAAUUGAGGAUCCAUGAAAGAGUACACACUGGUGAGAAACCAUAUUCAUGCAAAGUAUGUGAUAAGAAAUUCGCAAAUGUUAAAUAUUUAAAAUUACACGAAACUGUUCACACUGGUGUGAAACGGUACGAGUGCGAGGAAUGUAAAAAACGAUUCAGAGAUAAUAGUACCUUUAGGAGACACAAAAAAACACACACAGGAGAUAAACGACAUGGCUGUGAUAUAUGCGGCAAACGUUUUAUACAAAAGUUUACGUUACUUGAACACAAAAGAUCUCACACGGGUGAGAAAUUAUUUCAGUGCAAUGAAUGUGGUCAUUUAUUUGGAUACUUAGUGAGUUUAAGAAAACACAAAAAAAUUCACGCUCGAGGCAAUAAAUACAGUUGCGACGUUUGUGACGAGAAAUUUUUACUAAUAACUCUUUUAGCUAGACAUAAAAAGACACACAUCGGAGAAAAACCUUAUCGCUGUGAAGAAUGUAACCGGGGGUUUGACAGCAAAUAUAACUUAGAAUUCCACAAAAUAAUGCACACUGGAGAUGAGUCAUAUGUUUGUGAACAGUGUGGUAAGAAAUUUAAACGGAAAGGUAAUUUGGAUCAACAUAAAAAAAAUCACGCGGAAAAAACUCACUGCUGUAAUUUAUGUAGUAAGAAAUUCACACACAAACAUCAGUUGCUUGCUCAUGAAAACACGCACACUAAAGAACAAUAAUAUCGAUAUGUAUUUGUGAAAAUGUAAUACGCAGAUAAACAUACUUAAUUAAAAAUGUACAGUGAAUACAACCACAGUGAAAA